AUGACAUCAGAAGUUCCAAUACAUAUUCUUCUCGUCUCUUAUCCAGCACAAGGACACAUAACUCCUCUUCUCCGACUAGGAAAAUGUCUUGCCGCAAAAGGUGCCUCUGUGAUUUUCACAACAUCAGAAAAAGCUGGCAAAACCAUGCGAACCGCUAACAAUAUCACCGACAAAUUAGCUAUUCCGAUUGGCGACGGCUCUCUCACUUUCGACUUCUUUGACGACGGUGAUGGCACUAGACCAGACUUGGGCUACCAUGCACGAGUUGAGCUCGCCGGGAGAAACUUCAUUUCUGAGAUGAUCAAGAAUCACGCUGAUUCAAACAGACCAAUAUCUUGCAUUAUAAACAACCCUUUUUUCGCAUGGGUUUCUGAUGUUGCUGCUCAACAUGAUAUUCCUUGUGCUUUAUCAUGGAUUCAUUCAAGUGCUGUUUUCGCAGCUUACUAUAACUAUGUCCAUAAUCUUGUACCUUUCCCUUCGAUUUCAGAGCCUUAUAUAGAUGUUGAAUUGCCUUUUGUAGUUCUUAAAUACGAUGAAGUCCCGGAUUUUAUACAUCCUCUUAAUCCAUAUCCAAUUCUAGGGGAACUCACCAUAGAACAGAUGAAGGACAUGUCUAAGGUGUUUUGCGUAUUGGUGGAUACAUGUGAAGAGUUGGAAUCUGAUAUCAUUGAUUAUCUUUUGAAACUGUCAAUUCCGGUAAGAUCCAUUGGUCCUUUGUUUAGGAAUCCAAUCAUUAAAGCAGUAAGCAAUGUUCGCGGUGAUUUUGGCAAAAGCGGCAAUGAUUAUGAUUCUGGUAUUAUAGAGUGGAUUAACACAAAGCCGAAAGGUUCUGUGGUUUAUAUAUCUUUUGGGACUGUGGUGGACCAUUCUCAAGAACAAGUGAAUGAAAUUGCGUAUGCGUUAUUGGAGGCAAAAGUUUCGUUUUUGUGGGCGAAAAAAAACCAUGUUUUCCCUGAUGGAUUCUUGGAGGAAACAAGUGAGAGUGGGAGAGGGAGAGUGGUGAAAUGGAGUCCACAGGAACAGGUACUUGCUCAUCCUUCAACAGCAUGUUACAUGACACACUGUGGUUGGAAUUCUACAAUGGAAGCAAUCGCUUUAGGUGUUCCGGUGUUGGCGUUUCCGUCAUUUGGGGACCAUCUUCCAAAUGCCAAGUUUUUGGUUGAUGUUUUUGGGGUAGGGGUUAAAAUGGGUCGCAAUGGUGCUGGCAAGACUGAUAUAUUGGUAACGAGAGAUGAGGUGAAGAAGUGCUUAUUGGAAGUAACAACGGGAGAAAAAGCAGAGACGUUGAAGAAAAAUGCAAUCAAGUGGAAGAAGGUGGCGGAGGAUGCGGUGGCCGUCGGUGGUUCCUCUCAACGACAUCUCGAUGCAUUUUUUGAAGACAUUAAGAAAUAUCGAUCUCUUAAUUAG
Molecule: messenger RNA, 1407 nt
Organism: Lathyrus sativus (Indian pea)
Lineage: Eukaryota; Viridiplantae; Streptophyta; Magnoliopsida; Fabales; Fabaceae
Source: the annotation of a GenBank genome assembly